CUGGAGCCCCCUGGCAGAUUAGUCCAGCCAUACUUACUUUAAGAGCCCAUGUUUUUAUGUCCAUUUGUGUUUUUUUCAGAGGAAGUGCACUUUCCUGUGCCAUGUUACCUUGUCCUACUUCUCCUUCAGCUUUAAAAAUAUCAGAGACAAACCUAAAAAGAGAAACAGAGGGAGACCACAAGCAAACAUACUCACUUUAGUGACAAAUUUCUCACCUCACAGUGAAAUGCCUAAUAGUCAAAAUGUCCAAUUAGACCACGUGAGUCGUGUGCGCGCGUGGGUGUAGGCUAUAUAUUUGCAUUGUUUCCCACUACUUGGAAAGAAACUCAGAGGGAUGAACUGAACCAAACACCUGGACAACUCUGUAAGAGUAGGUCGUGUUGACAGUCUUUUUGAAAAGGUAUACUGGGCUUUGAUCAGGGUCAUGGAGGAACUGGCCCGGGAGAGCAUCAGCCUGCUGGCCCGGUCUGCAUCUCACGCGGAUCCGCCGCGGCUCGGCUCGUUCGGCGCGGUGUUCAUCAUGCUGAAGUCUGCGCUGGGAGCCGGACUGCUCAACUUCCCCUGGGCUUUCCAGAAGGCGGGGGGAGUGACUACUGCCGUCAGUGUGGAGCUGGUUUCACUGGUCUUCCUCAUCAGCGGUUUAGUCAUCCUUGGCUAUGCCUCAUCAGUCAGCAGACAGAAGACGUAUCAGGAUGUAGUGAGAGAGGUUUGUGGAGGAGCUGUGGGUCAACUCUGUGAAGUCUGUUUCUGUUUCAACCUCUUCAUGAUAUGUGUCGCUUUCCUCGUGGUGGUGCAGGACCAGCUGGAGAAAUUGUGUAUUUCUUUAUAUGAGACAGUCACUGGGUCUGUCGAGGGAGAGAUGCCGUAUCACUGGUACACUGACCAACGAUUUGCCCUCUUCAUCAUGUGCCUCUUCAUCAUCCUACCCCUUUCCAUCCCAAAAGAAAUCGGCAUCCAGAAAUACACAAGUGUGCUGGGGACGCUGGCUGCUACGUAUCUGUGUGUGGCUGUGAUUGUCAAAUAUUACCUGAUGGAGAGCCACACUGUUAUAAUAACUCCAGAGCACAGCCAAGGUGUGAGUUCGUGGGCUUCAAUGUUCAGUGUGGUGCCGACCAUCUGCUUUGGCUUCCAGUGCCAUGAAGCCUGUAUCGCCAUCUACAGCAGCAUGGAGAACCAAAAGCUCUUGCACUGGGUGAUCAUUUCUGUACUCUCCAUGUUUUUCUGUUUACUCAUCUACACUCUAACCGGUGUGUUCGGCUUCAUGACGUUUGGACGAGCGGUUGCCUCUGAUAUUUUGAUGUCAUAUCCAGGAAAUGAUGUGGUCAUGAUCAUUUCCAGAUUACUUUUUGGAAUAUCGAUUAUCACCAUUUAUCCUAUUAUUCUUCUUCUGGGAAGAUCUGUCAUCCUGAACCUGCUGCUGCGUGUUCAAAGACGUCGUCGAGGAAUCGUCACUCAUUCGUUUGAGAGCCGCUGCAGAGUUGUUCUCACUGUGAUCUGGAUCACCAUCACUCUUCUCAUCGCCAUGUUUGUCCCGGACAUGGGUGAGGUCAUCAGUGUCAUUGGAGGAAUCAGCGCCUUCUUCAUCUUUAUUUUUCCUGGUCUUUGCUUAAUGUUCACAAUGCAAACUGAACCUGUGACUCCAAGAGUCAGGGUGAUUUUAUCAGUUUGGGGAGUCAUAACUGUUGUAGUUGGAGCCUUCAUCUUUGGACAGAGCACAACCAUCGCAGUCAUGGAGCUUUGCAACAAAUUCUGAUCUUCACACCAAUAUCACCACUACACUAUCUGUAGCCACUGCUUCACUGUGACUUCACAGCAUUUUUUUUUGCACAACUGAAAGUUGCAUUUGUAAAGGUGGUUUUAGUUGUAUAUAUGAUCCUUCAAAGGUCAUCCACGACCUGGAUACAAAAUAUAUAUUCACUAUGUGAGAAUGUAAUAUUUCUGUGUGUGUGAUACAUAAAUAUUGGACUUAAAUGGAUUGUUAAUGGACAAUUAUGUAAUAUUAAAGAGAAGACCUGCCUGUGUCUGGAUCUUUGAAUCCACUGUCUGACUUCAGGCAAAGACAGGAAUGUAUUGUUAGGCUUUUAAUUGUUAUGUAUGUAUAGGAUGUGUAUCCGUAGAGGUAUCCUUGAGCAAGAUACUGAA
This is a messenger RNA of Epinephelus fuscoguttatus (brown-marbled grouper), 2142 nucleotides long. RefSeq names its product putative sodium-coupled neutral amino acid transporter 8. The record is from RefSeq and is a predicted model, not a curated record. Gene Ontology annotation, molecular function: amino acid transmembrane transporter activity. Lineage: Eukaryota; Metazoa; Chordata; Actinopteri; Perciformes; Serranidae. The coding region runs from base 425 to 1753 and encodes 442 amino acids. The transcript is spliced from 10 exons. Gene Ontology annotation, biological process: amino acid transmembrane transport.